AUGGCUGGAUCCAAAAUCAAGAAGUUCAAGUACUCCAGAGGACAUCCAUCCCCAAUUUCCAGAAAGAAAUCAUCUUCCAGCAUUGCCUUGGGGCAUAGAAAUUAUGCACUCUACAUAAGCAGGGUCCUAAAGGAAGUGGUUCCCCAGAGGGGCAUAUCAUCUCGCACCUUGGACAUCAUGAACACCCUGAUUAAUGACAUCUUUGAGCGCAUUGCUAUGCAAGCCUGCAAUCUGAUGUGUCUCAGAAGUCGCUGUACCCUCACCCCUGAAGAUAUCCAGAAGGCAGUGUAUUUGCUGUUGCCUAAGAAACUAGCUAAGUUCGCAGUGGCAUUUGGAAACGAAGCAGUCCAAAGAUAUGCCCGCUCCUAA
Nycticebus coucang (slow loris) is the source of this 369-nucleotide messenger RNA. RefSeq names its product histone H2B subacrosomal variant-like. Gene Ontology annotation, cellular component: nucleosome. Gene Ontology annotation, molecular function: protein heterodimerization activity; structural constituent of chromatin; DNA binding. NCBI's taxonomy places the organism in Eukaryota, Metazoa, Chordata, Mammalia, Primates, Lorisidae. Gene Ontology annotation, biological process: nucleosome assembly. The transcript has a single exon. The coding region runs from base 1 to 369 and encodes 122 amino acids. The record is from RefSeq and is a predicted model, not a curated record.